UCUCUGUUUGGUUGCCAAGAAAAUCAACCGAAAAGAAAAGAAAAACUCAGGAAAAUGGUCUAAACAAAAAGUCUUUCAAUUUCUCCUCCUCCAUUACUGACGGGCCGAAAGCACAAAAAUGUCCGACCAAAACGAGCCUCAGCAGCUGUACCCAGCCGCAAAGAGUUCAAAGUCGCCGCCACGGCCACCGAAACCCGCCGCUUUCUCCGCCAAUCUCAACUCCGACCCUCCCGAAACAGACGGCGCAGCUCCCUCCACGUGUCAGCACCACCACACCUCCCCAGUCUUCUCUUUGCUUCCCCCUUACCCGAAAUCCUCCGACGGGCAAUCAGCAGUCAACGAAAGCAUCGAAGCCGAAGGCAAACGCUUGAGCAAGCUGGGAAAAAGCAGGUCGAGGAAUUGCAAGGUGGACUGUGCAAUGGAUGAUGGAGCUGAUGCUGCCGAUGGGUAUCUUCCUGGUCAAGGAAUUUCGUCGUCUCGUGAAGAAAAAGUCAGCAGCCUCAAAACUGGUUUGGUUCAUGUGGCGAGGCGGAUGCCCAAAAAUGCCCAUGCUCAUUUUAUACUGGGUUUGAUGUAUCAGAGGUUGGGGCAGCCUUCGAAGGCAGUUUUGGCAUAUGAGAAGGCGGAAGAGAUUUUGCUCCGCCCUGAUGCGGAGAUCGACAGGCGCGAGCUCCUUUCACUAGUUCAAAUUCAUCAUGCGCAGUGCCUUAUGCUAGAAACUUUGGGGGAUGGUAGUUUCGACAAAGAACUUGAACCUCAAGAGCUUGACGAAAUUAAUUCCAAACUAAAGGAAUCAAUGCAAUCAGAUGUAAGACAGGCAGCUCUGUGGAAUACCCUCGGCUUGAUACUACUUAAGACUGGUCGUCUGCAGAGUGCAAUUGCAGUUUUAUCAUCUCUGUUAGCUGUUGCCCCCGACAACUAUGAUUGUCUUGGAAACCUUGGGAUUGCUUACCUUCAAAAUGGAAAUUUGGAACUUUCAGAAAAAUGUUUUCAGGAGUUGAUACUCAAAGAUCAAAAUCAUCCUGCGGCCUUAAUUAAUUACGCUGCCCUCCUUUUAUGUAGAUAUGGUUCGGUUGUUGCAGGUGCUGGGGCAAAUGCUGGUGAAGGUGCUUCUGCAGAUCAUACUUCUGCUGUCAAUGUCGCGAAGGAGUGUUUGUUUGCAUCACUAAAAGAAGAUCCUAAAGCAGCACAUGUGUGGGCUAAUCUUGCUAAUGCAUAUUAUAUGACCGGUGAUCAUAGAAAUUCCAGCAAGUGCUUGGAGAAGGCGGCAAAACUGGAGGUCAAUUGUUGUAUGUCUACUCGAUAUGCUGUUGCAGUUCACCGAAUCAAGGAUGCAGAAAGGUUUCAAGACCCUAGUGACCAAAUUUCCUUGGCAGGAAAUGAAAUGGCUUCAAUUAUAAGAGAUGGAGAUUCUGUCUCGGUUGAACUUCCCAUAGCAUGGGCAGGCCUUGCGAUGGUGCACAAAGCCCAACAUGAGAUCGCAUCAGCAUUUGAAGCUGAACAGAAUACCUUAAUGGAGGUAGAAGAGCAUGCUGAUUAUAGUUUAAAGCAGGCGGUAGCAGAGGAUCCAGAUGAUGCUGUGCAAUGGCACCAGCUUGGUCUCCAUAGCUUAUGUACUCGGCAAUUCAAAAACUCGCAAAAGUACCUCAAAGCUGCAGUUGCCCGUUUUAAAGAGUGCAGCUAUGCAUGGUCAAAUCUAGGUAUCUCACUGCAACUAUCAGAUGAGCCAUCGCAAGCUGAAGAAGUUUACAAGCGGGCUUUAGAAUUGGCAACAACUAAACACGCCCACACUAUAUUCUCCAACCUCGGAAAUCUCUACCGCCAGCAGAAGCACCACGAACGUGCCAAAGCAAUGUUUACAAAGUCUCUAGAGCUCCAGCCUGGCUAUGCUCCCGCAUUUAACAACUUGGGUCUCGUAUUUGUUGCCGAGGGUCAGUGGGAGGAAGCCAAAUUCUGCUUUGACAAAGCCCUCCGGGCAGACCCGUUGCUGGAUGCUGCCAAGUCCAACAUGCUUAAAGCGGUGUCUGCAUCAAGUUCAUCUGCAGGCCUGUCCUCUAGUCUUCUUCAAGAUUAAUUUGUAUUUUGUAAGCAAGUGUAAGGGGUAGGUAUGGUUUCCUCAGUCAUGGUUUAGAAUUGUAAAACCGUAUUAACUUACGAAGUUACGAAAAAACGAGGAGAAGCCUUCCUCUGUAUUUAGAGGGUAGAGCUGAUCUUCCGGUCCGAUGCUCCGUUGUAUCUCAGUUUUGUAUCAUAAGUCAAUUUUUCAGUGCAGAAAAUUCUUGUCGAAUGCAUUGUUAGUUUCUUUC
Molecule: messenger RNA, 2306 nt
Organism: Pyrus x bretschneideri (Chinese white pear)
Lineage: Eukaryota; Viridiplantae; Streptophyta; Magnoliopsida; Rosales; Rosaceae
Product: probable UDP-N-acetylglucosamine--peptide N-acetylglucosaminyltransferase SPINDLY
Exons: 10
Coding region: 119-2074 (651 amino acids)
Molecular function (GO): protein binding
Source: RefSeq, a predicted model, not a curated record